UGUAAGCAUUUUUUGGAGAAGCCCAGAAUUUCCCUAGCCCUGACUGUAAUCUCCCUGCAGUGUAGAAGAUCGACCUCCCUGCUUGCGUGGCAUGGUUCGAGUCUUUAUGAAUCCGAUAUCCCUGUCCCACCACCUACCCUGGCACCACGUACCGGCACUCUUGAAGUCGUAAAAGGCUCGCGCAAACCAAAGCGAAGUCAUUGAAGUUCGAAUAUGGUGUUGGCCAUUGAUUGUCAUAAGUGAUGGACAAGAUGAUACAGUAGCGUAACUGAAGAGCCUGGUUCAGUGUAGUCCUGCGUCGAAAUCCGAGGAUAAGGACUUGCAUUACGCGUACCUGCUUGCAAACCGUCUUCCAAUCCACUCAUCCGUAUCGACAAAAAUGGACAAAUACGACAAGAUUGAGAUCGUCGGCCGUGGCGCGCACGGAAUCGUUCAUCUGUGCCGUCGUCGUGCCGAUCGGAGGCAUGUGAUCAUCAAGGAGAUAUCAAUCGACGAUGUGGAUCGAGAUGAGCGGCAGGCGGCGCUGAAAGAGGCGCGGGUUCUCGCCAUGCUGAAGCAUCCGAACGUCAUCGACUACUACGACAGCUUCCUAGAGGAUAAGGCGUUGAUGAUAGCGAUGGAGUAUGCCGAGGGUGGGACGGUGUUUGAGUACAUUCAACAGCACGAUGGGCACUUGGAAGAAGAGGAAAUCAUGCGGCUAUUCGUGCAGAUGCUGAUCUCCGUUCAAUACGUGCACUCCUUAAACAUUCUUCACCGCGACCUGAAAACGCAGAACAUUAUGCUGGAUCGAUCGCAGGUGCUUGUCAAGGUGUGCGACUUUGGUAUCAGCAAGGUCCUCUCCACCAAGACGAAGGAAGCAAGCACUGUCAUCGGCACUCCGUGUUACCUUUCACCGGAACUUUGCGAAGGGAAGACAUACAAUCAGAAAAGUGAUGUCUGGGCGCUGGGCUGCAUUCUUUAUGAACUGGCCAGUCGGAAUCGAGCAUUCGAAGCACCGAGCCUGCCUGCGCUAGUGAUGAAGAUCAUGCGUGGCACAUUCGCUCCCAUCUCUAGUCACUACAGCGAGGACCUGCGGCGACUUAUCCUGAACAUGCUGCACACAGACCCGCGCCAGCGACCCAGCACACAGGAAGUGCUGGCGCAGCCCAUCUGCAUGAAGACGUUCUUCGGCCUCCAGUGCUCCCUGGGUCUGCUGCCACUCUCCCUUGGUCCUCGGAUGCUCUCCAGCCGAAGUCGUGGGUCAAUGUCCAACCAUGCUGAGUCAGCAGCUGCAGCAGCGAAUGGCGAAGGCAGCAAGGCAGCCUCUUCCGGUGCAACUGCAGGGGCGGGAGGAGCCGUGUCCGGCAGUGGCCGCAAGAAAGGGGAAGUGCUGAUGUGGGGCGGUGGGUACACGAAACCAACGUCCAUGAAGUUUGUGGCUGAGGACGGCAGUACUGCUAGCAGGGUGGCGCUUGGUCGUGCUCAACGCCUCGUCCUUACAACGACAGGCAAGGUCUUGUCAUUGCAGACAUCCAAGGCAGGAAGCGAGUACUUAAUGCCGGGAUCUCGCGGUUCAAAGUCCCAUGCAGACGGACGCGGUGGAGGCCAAGCAUCGGGCGCUGACGGACUCGCGUCGGCCAGCUGGUGCCAUAUCGAAGGUUUGGAGCGAGUCACGAGCACGCAGAUGUCUUGUGGCGACCUGUUCACUGCCAUUCUCACAAAUCGCGGCAUACUGAUGACAUUUGGCAGUGGGGUGCACGGUGCGCUGGGCCAUGGCAACUAUGAAGACAUUGCUAAGCCAAGAAUCGUGGAAUCACUAGUGACCCAGUCGGUGGAGCUUGUCUCAUGCGGGACCAGCCACAUGGCAGCAGCAACUGGCAGUGGUGAUGUGUACACUUGGGGAGAGUGCAAUCACGGAUGCCUGGGCACUGGCUCUCUGGAAGCCAGUCCGCGUCCCCGGCUGGCGAAACAGCUGGGCAGCGGACGACCGCGGGCUCUGCACUGCGGCGUGGACUGCACAUUGCUGGUGGAUGCACGCGGUCAGCUGCACGUGUGUGGCAACAACAGGCACAACAAGAUAGCCCUGGAUGGAAGUGGUGAGAUGCUGGAGGGAACACCGUCGUUCACCGCUAUACCGCUGUCCUACUUCAACGGGCAGCGGUUGAACUCCAUCUCGUCGGGCUUGGUACACUCCAUCAUGCUGACAGAAAGCGGCGCCUGUUUCACGGUCGGCGCAAACACCAGCGGUCAGCUGGGAUACGACCUCCAGGCGGACGAUGCCAAGCGCCCGCAGCCGGUGACCGUGCUGUCGCCGCACUGGAUCAAGCAUGUGUCCUGCGGUGACCAGUUCACCGUGGCAGCCACUAAAGAUAAGAUCUUCGUCUGGGGUAAGGGCAGGCGAGGUCGCCUGGCUAGUGCUGCCGACAACGAUCUGUGCUCGCCGACCGAGGUGAAUCUCAACGACGGCACUGGGCGCAAGUACACGGUUACGUCGCUGCAGGCAAGCCACGGUGCAACCAUGGUAUCGCUGACAACAGAGUGAGCUAGGUCACGGUACCACCAUGGUAUCGCUGACAACAGACUGAGCUACACAACCAUGGUAUCAACCAUGGUAUCGCUGACAACAGACUGAGCUAGGUCACACGAUGACGACCGUACCGGAAGCUGACCAGCUUGAACAAACCCAGCAGCCAGAUCACCAGCAGACAGAGAACUUAUCAGGAGCCGACUGCUAUGGCGAAGUGAAGCUGCGAGUCGGAAUAGGUAUGUGACGAUGCGGCGAUCCAGUGUUGUACCCAACACUCCUUGAUAGCUAUAGCUAGCAGUGUGCUGAUGUUGGUUGACUCGAUGGCUGGCGGACAGUGCAUGGUGCCUGGCGAGGGCAUUGCAGUGGAGUUCCAUCGCAAGAAACAGGAUCACCUACGGCAGGGGCGUAGCCCGCAAAUCUAUGGCGUGGCGACCAUGUACCAUCGGCAACCUCAUUGCCGCCAUUUUACCUUUUUUGUACUAAGUUAUGUACAUGUGGUCCCUAUGACGACCAUUUGCUGGUGUGGUGGCCGCACUGCACUGACUACACACGAGCUACGCACCUGCACUGUGUUUCAGCUACGUCACAUGGCUGAUCAAGGCCAAGCGAAGAGAACGCCGAACUGCAUCUGGAAUGGAGGCCUAUCCGACGGCCGACGGGUAGGGAGCUGGUUAAAUGGAUGACUCCAGGAUGGCCUCAUGAGUGGCAGCAUGUAGAUCUACCUACAAGCGAAAAAGCUACUACUGUAGUACUUCAAGGCAUGGGUAGUCUCA
Molecule: messenger RNA, 3279 nt
Organism: Sycon ciliatum
Lineage: Eukaryota; Metazoa; Porifera; Calcarea; Leucosolenida; Sycettidae
Product: serine/threonine-protein kinase Nek8-like
Exons: 17
Coding region: 380-2521 (713 amino acids)
Biological process (GO): protein phosphorylation
Molecular function (GO): ATP binding; protein kinase activity
Source: RefSeq, a predicted model, not a curated record